AGCUGACAACCAUCUCCCGCAUUCUUCACGAAGCCAUCUCCUGUUUUCGUCAACGUCUCUUGACUAGAGCAUCUUUGAUUUCUUUUUCUACACCAGACUAGACAAAGAGCCAUCUAGACCAUCUAGAACGUCUGCCUCUGGUCAUUUCUGCCCUCAUCCCCCCAACAACCAAUCCACAAACAACAACAAAAACAAAAACAACCCAGUCAAUCACCAACCACUACUACUACAUUCAUCAUGCCUGCCCGCAAGAUCACUACCCUCCUCUUUGACUGCGACAACACUCUUGUCCUCUCUGAGGAGCUCGCCUUUGAGGGCUGUGCCGACCUGAUCAACCAGAUCUGUGAGAAGCGCGGCAUCAAACUCGAGAAGCCCUUCACUGGCGACACCCUUAUCAUUGAGUUUGUGGGCCAGAACUUCCGUGGCAUGCUCAAGACCCUGCAGGAGCGCUACAACUUCGAGGUCACUCCUGAGGAGGAGGAGGCCUACGUCAAGGAGGAGGAGAACAUUGUCAUCGCCAAGCUCAAGGAGAAGGCUCAGCCUUGCAAGGGUGUUGAUGCCCAGCUUGAGAAGCUGGCCGCCUCUGGCAAGUACAAGUUGGCUGUGGUCUCUUCCUCUGCCCUGCGUCGCGUCAAGGCCUCGGUCGAAAAGGUUGGUCAGGACAAAUACUUUGGCCAGGACAUCUUUUCUGCCGCCACGUCUCUGCCCAAGCCUACCAGCAAGCCUGACCCUGCCAUCUACCUGCAUGCCUGCAAGACCCUUGGUGUCAACCCUGAGGAGUGUGUCGCCAUCGAGGAUUCCAAGUCUGGCUCCCUGUCUGGCAGCCGUGCUGGCAUCAAGGUCAUUGGCUAUGUGGGCCCCUACACUGAUGACAAGAAGGAGGAGAUGAAGAAGGUCCUGAGUGACGCUGGCUGCUGUGUCAUCAUGGAGGACUGGGAUGAGUUCCCCUCCAAGCUCGAGCAGGUCGAAUCUGGCGAGGUUUAGGGAGAGGGCCUGCACUCCAAAUAAGCUGGUGACAUGGUCAUCAUCAUCGUCCUCGUCAUCAGCCAUGCGUGCUUUUUUCCUUUCUUUUUUCCUUCUACUCCAGGUGUUGAGCGAGCGGGAUCAUAUCAAAAGGGUUUUUCUUUUGCUGGGAUUUUCAUGGUGGACAUGGAACGACGGGGCCUAAGUCAGUUACAUACAAAUGCAAUGAAGACAUGAGGUCACCACAUGGUCACCACACA
This is a messenger RNA of Cryphonectria parasitica EP155, 1223 nucleotides long. Its product is annotated as HAD-like protein. Lineage: Eukaryota; Fungi; Ascomycota; Sordariomycetes; Diaporthales; Cryphonectriaceae. The record is from RefSeq and is a predicted model, not a curated record. The transcript has a single exon. Bases 238 to 984 code for a protein of 248 amino acids. Gene Ontology annotation, molecular function: hydrolase activity.